CGCAAUUCCUCUGCAAUUUUUUCAUCGAUCUGUUUCUCUGAGAUCAAGGGUAUUGUUUAGAGGAGACUAGCAACAAUCGGCAGCAAAUAGGUCAAUUUUGAGCUUAACGUCUCUCGCGAUUGACCCAGAUCAAGACACACACACUCUCUCCCUCUUUUAUACUUGCCCCUUUCUUGUUUUGCCUACCCCGCCAUGGCGCCAUCUCUCUCUGCUCUCCUCCAUCAAUCAUCAUCUCACUGCCAUAGUUCCUGUUCCGUUUAGUUACCGUUGGUUGCAUUAUUUAUUUAUGAUAAGUUUUGACUGUUCACAUAGCCAUAAUUGAUCCAAGUCGUCUCUCUCUCUCUCUCUCUCUCUUGCUUUCGUUCUCUGCCCGCUUUCUUCUUCCCGAAGCUCAUUCCUUUCGCGAAUUUCAAUCAAAACCCAAGUCAAAGGGGGGACCGGGGGUUGCUCUAAUCUCAUCUGGGUCGGUCUCGUGAUCGCCUGAUUUGCUCUCCCCUCCCUCCCUCCAAUUUCUCAGCAGAGUUUUCCUGUUCUGGGUCUGUAUUUGGAUUUUGGACUUGCCUGCUAGCUCUGGUUUUGGUCUUCCUGCAAUCAGAGUUGAAUUGAUUUUCCGGGCUAUCUUUCUUUUCUUCGGACAAUGAUGGCGGAGGAUUUCUCGAGAUCAGUUGAAGACGGGCUGAAGCUGUCUAAGCGGAUAUACUUGGGCAAGGACAGAGCCAUAGCUCCUCCGAACAUUCCGGUGACGAUGGACAAGUCCAUAGCGGACGCUUACCUGCCGAAGUCGCCCAUGGUCUACGCCGUCAUCUCCAACCCAGGUAUCGUCGACAACCCGGACAUACCUAGCUACCAGCCUCACGUGCAUGGCAGGUGCGAUCCCCCAGCUCUCAUCCCGCUCCAGAUGAAUCGGAUCGAGCUCCAGGUCGAUUGCUUCUUCGAUAAUGUCUUCGUCCAAGUAAUCGGAUCCUGGCGGGUUCAUUGUAUCAUGGGAAGUAAGAGCUGCGAUUGCCGUAUUGCCCUUCCCAUGGGCGAACAGGGUUCAGUUCUAGGUGUCGAGGUGGAGGUUCAUACGAAGUCAUAUGCUACUGAGAUAAUUGCAGUGGACGACAACAAGGAUGUGGUGGGUAAAGAAGCCAACCUUGAAAAUGGCAGCUAUCUCAAACCCAACAUAUUUACCCUCACGAUCCCAAAGGUUGAUGGGGGUGCCAUACUUUCAAUUAAAGCUAGUUGGAUGCAGAAAUCAGUAUUCAAGAAUGGAGAAUUUUCGAUAGGAGUUCCAUUUAGUUUCCCAGAGUACGUCACUCCAGUUGCAAAGAAGCUACCCAAGAAGGAGAAGAUACUCUUGAAUGUGAACUCUGGUUCUGGAACCGAGAUUGUAUGCAAACAUACCAGUCAUCCUUUGAAGGAAGUCAGAAGAGAAGCUGGGAAGUUGUCUUUGGCUUAUGAAACAGAAGUUCUCAUUUGGACGCACAAUGAUUUCACUUUCUCAUAUGCGGUCUCGUCAAGCCAUAUAUUUGGUGGUUUGCUUGUGCAAUCACCAUCUGUGCAUGAUGUUGAUCAAAGAGACAUGUUCUCCAUUUACCUCUUUCCUGGAAAUCAGCAGUGCAUGAAGGUGUUCAGAAGAGAGGUCGUAUUUGUUAUUGAUAUAAGUGGAAGCAUGGAAGGAAAGCCAAUUCAGGCUACGAAGAAUGCAAUACUUACUGCUCUCAACAAGCUUGAACCUAAAGAUUCAUUCAAUAUACUAGCUUUCAAUGGUGAGAGUUAUGUCUUUUCAUCACUCAUGGAAUCCGUAACUGAAAACACAAUCGAGAAGGCUGGUCAAUGGAUUAAUUCAAAUUUUAUAGCCGGUGGGAGUACAAAUAUUUCACAGGCCCUAAAUAAGGCAAUAGAGAUGGUCUCCAACAUUAGUGGUGCAAUCCCUCUCAUAUUCCUUGUGACUGAUGGCACUGUCGAAGAUGAAAGACAAAUUUGUGAAGUGAUUAAAAGUCGACAAACUUUUGGGGAAGCAAUAUCUCCACGGAUACACACUUUUGGCAUUGGGUUGUACUGCAAUCAUCAUUUUCUGAGGAUGCUUGCAAUCCUUGGCAGAGGAGGAAAUGAUGCUGCUUAUGAAGUAGAUUCGAUAGAGACUAGACUGCAAAGUUUCUUCAGCAGAGGUUUGUCUACUGUUCUUGCCAAUAUAUCACUGGAGCCAUUGGAUAAUGAAGUUGAGACGUAUCCUUCCCGCCUUCCAGACCUUUCAUGUGAGGAGUUGUGGACCAUAUCUGGUAGAUUUGUUGGAAAUUUACCAGAGUUUGUAAGAGCUGAAGGUGUUUUUGGCGACUUCAGUAAAUUUGUUGUGGACUUGAAGAUAUGUAGCGCAAAAGACGUUCCUUUGGACAAGGUAAAGGAAAUAACUCACCCUUUUACAGUUUUGUUCGGCUCAUUUGCAACAUUUUCUGAACUUCGGUGCAUCUCUCAAGUUCUUACUUUAUUUUGCAAUAUGGUUAUCUUACGUUAGAGGGCUGUUAGAGGUGCCAAGUACCUUUGCAUGAUUGCGAUGUUUGCUUUUAAAAUCCUUUAGCCUCCAGGCAGAGCUUUAGCCAUGGCAAAUCCAAUUGAGUAUUGGCAACACAUGUGGUUCUAGAUGAUGGGUUUUGUUAGUCAAGGACCUUGAUGCUUAUGUAGGUUCUUUCAUGUUGUAUUUGGUAUGGAUUCUCUCAUCAAGCAAAGAGAAGCUUGUAGCUAGGCUUGUACUGGUGUUGGAGGUGCUUCUCGUUUCCAUCUUCCUACUGCAUCUCUCAAUAGGGUGUUAGAGAAUCCGUGAACGCUCUAGAUUGACAUGGAUGAAAUGUACAUCUGGAAACAGCUCCAAAACUUCGGCUAGUUGUAUUUGAUUGAUGAUAAAUGAUUUUGGCCUAUUACAGAUAUUUGCAAAGCAGCAGAUUGCUAUUCUAACAGCCCAGGCAUGGUUUUCAACAAGCAAACAGCUAGAGGAGAAGGUUUCCAAAAUUAGCAUAGAAACUGGAGUUGCAUCUGAAUACACACGCAUGUCAUUAUUGGAAACUCAGAGAGUGCACCAAUCCACGGAAUCAUCCCCUGCUGGACGCAAGGGAUCAAAGAAAGCUAAUUCGGAGAAGGGAGAAACCAAGACUCUGAGGAGAACAAUGCUGCCAAGCCUGGGGGUCGGGUUCGGAAGUUUGACAGCAACCAUGGACAACAUACCACCAGGGGCCGAGCAACCGAAGUUGCCAGAGGCCGCCGAGAUGAUAAUCAAGGCGGCUUCAAACUGCUGCGAGAGGCUGUACGGCAACUGCUGCUGCAUGUGCUGCAUCCAGUGCUGUUCCAGAAUGAACAACGAAUGCGCAGUAGCCUUGACCCAGCUCUGCAUGGCUCUAGCGUGUUUCGGCUGCUUCGAGUGCUGCGCCGCAAUAUGUUGCCCCGGGGAACAGUGAUUUCAUUAGCCACUUGGUUAAUAUUGUUGUGAUUUUUUCCAUCUUCUUCUGUGUGCAGCAUUGAGUGAAACAGCACAGCACCCCCCACCAUAUUUAUACUGUAUAUUGGUGUCGUGGUUGCCUCUUUUGGUUGGGGAUGGGACUUGGUUGUAUACACACGGUGUAUAGUAGAAAAGUGAAGGAGAGAGCCCAUGAUUCUUUGUUAAAUCCAAACUUGUUCUGGGAUGUUGUACAUUUUGUAAGAAACUGAAUUAAGAGUGUCUGAAUUGGGAGUGGAUUUAUUUGUUUUAAUUUCCUCCAAUUAAAGUUCCAGGCCCUCAAUAUAGACAUGCCAGUAACUUACGGGCUGGGCCGUGUUUAC
Molecule: messenger RNA, 3792 nt
Organism: Linum tenue
Lineage: Eukaryota; Viridiplantae; Streptophyta; Magnoliopsida; Malpighiales; Linaceae
Source: the annotation of a GenBank genome assembly